Aspergillus tanneri is the source of this 2364-nucleotide messenger RNA. RefSeq names its product 1-phosphatidylinositol 4-kinase LSB6 (gene LSB6). The transcript is spliced from 2 exons. Bases 1 to 2364 code for a protein of 787 amino acids. Gene Ontology annotation, biological process: endosome organization; phosphatidylinositol phosphate biosynthetic process; Golgi organization. Gene Ontology annotation, cellular component: lysosomal membrane; fungal-type vacuole membrane; plasma membrane. Gene Ontology annotation, molecular function: 1-phosphatidylinositol 4-kinase activity. The record is from RefSeq and is a predicted model, not a curated record. Lineage: Eukaryota; Fungi; Ascomycota; Eurotiomycetes; Eurotiales; Aspergillaceae.
AUGCCUAAAAGCCGACCGGCAACGUCGGGUUACGCCCGCCUGGCCCAGGAAGAAGAAGACAGAGCUAACGACGUGUACGACUAUUCGGACGAUGAUGACCUACACCAACGUCCCGACACGAUAUCCCAAUCCGCCCCCAGAUAUGCACCCAUCUCAUCCCGAGGGCGCAUGCAGGUUCCCAACCUCGCCUCGCCACCCGAAAAUCGACGGCGAUUGAGUGGACACUACCACCGACGGACCCGGAGGAAUUCCGGGGUCGACAUCAAGGCCAUUAAUGCGCGCCUGGAGCGGUGGGCCGAGGAGAUCGCCUCCAAAUUCAAAAUCAAAAAGGUCAAGGGGAAAACGCUUGAGGAGGAAAAGUUGGAGAUCUAUCACUCCGUCUUUCAGCCCCCCGACGGCGUUCGACCGAUCGCCGCCGAGACACUCGAAUCGGACGAAGUGGAAGGGGCAGCGCGGAGGGCUCGAGAGGAGUUCGAGGAAGUGGUGGAAGGGGUCCGCGUGGCCAUAGAGAUGGGGGUCCAUCCCCGGAUGAUCUCGCAAGGCAGCUCCGGCAGUUACUUUGCGCGCAACACGGAAGGGAAGGUGGUGGGUGUUUUUAAGCCCAAAGACGAAGAGCCGUACGCAUCCCGCAACCCCAAGUGGACCAAGUGGAUUCACCGGAACCUCUUCCCUUGCUUCUUCGGACGCGCUUGCUUGAUCCCUAAUCUGUCCUAUGUCUCGGAAGCGGCUGCAUACGUCCUCGACUCUCGUUUGCGGACAAAUCUGGUUCCGUACACCGACAUCGUGUAUUUGUCUUCGAAAUCAUUCUAUUACGACUUCUGGGACCGGCGGAAAGCGUGGAUGGGCAAGAAGCCUCUGCCGCACAAGGCGGGAAGUUUCCAGGUGUUUUUGAAGGGCUACAAGGAUGCCAAUUUAUUUCUGCGAGAUCAUCCCUGGCCCGAUCAGACCAGCUCCGGUUUUCGCGCUGAAGAUGCCCCAAAGCGUAAGAAGCGGCCCUGGAACGAAGCCUGUCGUCCUUCUGGGAUUCACUCGGACGAUGAGGAUGAGGACGACUACGAAAACGGAUAUGUACGCACCCCUUCACCGCGGGAAGAGAGCCGGGAGCGACGAUUCUAUUGGACAGAGAACCUGAAGCAGUCAUUAAGAGAGGAGCUGGAAAAGCUGGUUAUUCUGGAUUAUAUUAUGCGGAACACCGACCGCGGCUUGGAUAACUGGAUGAUCAAGAUCGAUUGGAAGACAGAGGAGGUGUCAAUAGUCGCGGAUCCGCCGAAACCUAGUGGAGUCCAGAAGGAUGACGAGGACGACGAGCACCUUCCUCCUGCUCGCCCUGUGUCAGUCAACUCCGACCGCGCAGCCACUGCUUCUUACCCGUACCGGAGACAGGAGGCAAUGAUGGCGGUCAGUCGUACCGGAACCCCGCUGAACACACAGGAACCCCAGGCGUCAAUCCAGAUUGGAGCGAUUGAUAAUAGCUUGUCAUGGCCAUGGAAACACCCCGACGCCUGGCGAAGUUUCCCCUUCGGAUGGCUGUUUCUUCCCGUGUCGCUGAUCGGACAGCCGUUUUCGCAAAAAACGAGAGACCAUUUCUUACCCCUUCUCACGUCGACAGCCUGGUGGAGUGGUACGCAGAUGGCCCUUCGUCGUGUUUUCUCCCAAGACGACGACUUCAAGGAGAGCAUGUUUGCACGGCAGAUCGCCGUCAUGAAGGGCCAAGCAUGGAAUGUGGUCGAGACAUUGAAGCAUCCGGAUCACGGUCCCCUCGAACUUACGAGGAGAACUCGAGUGUGUGUCUGGGAUGAUUUGGUGGACGUCCCGGUUGCCAUCCCCCUUCGCGGGCCAUCCACCGAAGCCCAGAGACGCAAGGUCCGGAAUUAUGAGCGUUACGAUAAUUACGACCCUGACAAUGAGGAAAUGGACAUUGGCGCUGCCAUGUCACUGGUAUCGGCGCCGGAGCAUGACCUCCUCGGUCUAGGUUCGCCCCCGAACGAGCUGCCUAACCCCAACCGAUUCGAACUUUCUCGUGGCCGUAGCUCUCGGGACUUUGGCGGGCCAAGGGCUCAGAAUGGCAGCCCUGCGACGUUGAACGAUUAUGACUUCAGUCGGCAGAGUAUCGAUGAGAUUAGCAGUGGAAUGGGCCUGGACCAAAGCUGGGCUACACUCCCCCCUCGACAGGGAACAAGGCAUCAAAAGCAGAGUUCCGUGUCUAGUGGGCGCGGCCAAGCGCAUCUGAUUUGGAGUAGCGAUGAUCUGGAAGGAGAUUUAGGAUACGCCGCCGCCGAGGGAAUGGAAGGAAACCAGCGCAAAGUUAUUGUGGAGCGACUAGAGGCUGUCAAGAGCAAAAACCCUGUUUUCACCUGGUGCUAA